Messenger RNA from Maniola jurtina (meadow brown), 2505 nucleotides. RefSeq names its product zinc finger BED domain-containing protein 4-like. The transcript has 2 exons. NCBI's taxonomy places the organism in Eukaryota, Metazoa, Arthropoda, Insecta, Lepidoptera, Nymphalidae. The record is from RefSeq and is a predicted model, not a curated record. Gene Ontology annotation, molecular function: protein dimerization activity. The coding region runs from base 215 to 2335 and encodes 706 amino acids.
AUAUGAGCGCCGCGCCGGCGCGCCGUCGUCGCCGUGAGUUCAUAUCAGCGCGCCGCCGCCGAUUGAAACAUGCGGCGCGCCGUCGUGGCAAGUUGCAACUUGUUUUCCCGCUCGCACGCACCCUGCGCGCGUGGCGUUCAUUUCGUUCGCUCAGUCGCGUCAAGCAUUUCACGAAGUGUACGCGUGUUGGUAUAAUUAUUGAGUGGCGGUAACAAUGGCAGUCACUUCAACUACUUUUGAUGUUUACAAGACAAAAAUAAAAGAUAUUUAUAUAACACCAAUGAAAAAUCUUUCUACAAAACACACACAUAGUUUUUGCUGGACAGAAUUUGGCCAACUAGCUGUAGAACUAAACGGCAAACGAAGAAAUGUUCUAGGUGAACAAGUAUUUUGUGCAGUUUGCCUACGGAAUGCAAAAACUGAAGACGAGGAUGUUUUGUUUUCAAAGGUCCAAGUAAAGGCUUACAGCAAAAGUAUAGCCACAAGUAAUCUGCUAAGACAUUUAAAAGAUGCACAUGGUUUAGAAGAUACACAAAAAUCUCAAAUUUCGAACAUCACAGAAUUUUUUUCGCCGAGAACUCCAAAAACCAGAGACAAAUACGGAGGAAGUAGCAAAAAAUGCGAUAAGAAGUCACUUUCCCAAGACUUAGCACUUUGGUUUGCUCGAUCGUUGAUUCCAUUUGACACAGUAGACAACGAUGCGAUGAUUGAUUUUUUUAAAAAAUAUAAUAUUAUUGUGUCCGAGGCAGACUUGCCAUCGAGACACAAUAUUGCACGAGAAGGACUGGAAGACGUAUACAACAGUAUGUUGAAUUACAUAAAUGUUUUCAUAUCAAAGCAAAGUUCUCGUUUCGGGGCUUUGACUGCUGAUAUGUGGACGGAUAAAUACAGACGGCGUAAUUAUAUCACUUGUACGUAUCAUUUCAUUUCUGAAGACAUGACUCUCAUCAAAUUUACAUUAGCUACAAAAGAAAUUAUCAUGAAAAAUACUGGCGAAACAAUCCGUGAUGAAAUUUUGGAGGUGUUGCGUAGUUUUAAAAUAGAAAAAAAAGAGAUUUAUUUAGUCACAGAUGCUGGCAGUAAUAUGAAACGAGCUGCAAACUUAUUAGGAUUUGAUAAUCACCUCUGUCUUGGUCACGCUUUACAUAAUCUAGUCAACGUAAAUGGUAUCGAAAACACCAGAGAAAUAGCCAAAAUUUUGAAAAAAUGCAAAAAGAUUGUUAAGCAUGUUCGAUACAGGGCACCACGUGUUGAGGCGGCUGCGUCUGCAGUACAGCAAGAACUGCUUUCUUCUAUUGAAGAAUUUCAAGAAUUCACUGAACAUCUGGAAGAUGAUGAUUCAAAUGACUCAGAAUCAGAAUCCACUGAGAUACCUGAAACUCCUGAAAGGGCUUCAAGUUCCAGACAGCAUUUGCUGCCUCCUCCUACCAUUAAAACGAGCACAAGCACAAGAUGGCAUAGCAUUUUGAUGAUGCUUAAAAGUAUUUCUAAUUAUGCAAAUCGCCAGCCUAUAAACAUAAUUCUCACUGAAAUAGGACGAAGUGGUCUCGUAUUACAAGAUGCUGAACAUGAAACCAUUGAGGCUCUGAUCAAGUUUCUUGAAAAUUUUAAAAAAAUCGUUGAGGUUUUAAGUGCAGAAACUCGACCAACGCUGAAUCUGGUUUUAGUCUUUCGUUCAGAGGUAAAGAGAUUACUUGAAGAAGCAAGCGACGAUGAGCCUCUCGUAAUAUCGAGACUCAAAAAUAAUAUGUUAGAGGGUCUGGAAUCCCGUUUUCCAUUAACCGAUGUGGUUGUUGCGGCAACUUUACUUGAUUGUAGAUUUCAUUCUAUUAAUGAGAUUAAUGAAUAUAUGCAAACCAAAGAAGUCACUAAAGUUUCAUUUUUAUCAUCAAUGAUCAAGCAUCGGCUGGCAACAGAAGACAUUCAACAAAUUCCAGUUAUUGAUUCCUCUAAAGCUGGACAGAGUUCUUUUGAUAGUACUUCAAACUUUUUACUGGAUUUAGCGCGAAGACACAGCACCACUCAACGUGAUUCCGAGAGUGCAAUAGAAAACGAAUGCUGGAAAUAUUUCAGUACAGCAUGUCCUGAAGAUUUAGAACCUUACGGUGGAGACGUUUUACAAUACUGGAAAGACCGGAAAACUUCUAUGCCAUCGUUAUAUACUCUUGCACGCUCGAUUUUGAAUAUACCAGCAACCAGUACGCCGAGCGAGAGAGUAUUUUCCACAGCUGGACUCGUGAUAACUGCAAAACGUUCACGACUUAAUCCUUUAAGACUAAAUAGGAUUAUAUUUGUGCAUGACAAUUAUAGAUUUUGCAAAGAAUCUAUAAAAUAGACUUUUUAAUCUAGAAAUCGGUAAACUUUAUUUCUUUUUAUUAAAAGACUCUAAACUCGCCAUUAACAAAAUUAAAGUACCUACUUAUUAGUUUAACUUAUAUGUUUUUCAACGUUAUCGAAGAAAAAACUAGUUGUUCUUUGUGUUUGUGAUUAUAAUGCAUAUUUUUU